Molecule: messenger RNA, 8712 nt
Organism: Zea mays
Lineage: Eukaryota; Viridiplantae; Streptophyta; Magnoliopsida; Poales; Poaceae
Product: DNA-directed RNA polymerase subunit beta''
Exons: 1
Coding region: 28-4611 (1527 amino acids)
Biological process (GO): DNA-templated transcription
Molecular function (GO): DNA-directed RNA polymerase activity; DNA binding
Source: RefSeq, a predicted model, not a curated record
UCAGCCAAAAAAAGGGGGUACUUAUGUAUGGCAGAACGGGCCAACCUGGUCUUUCAUAAUAAAGAGAUAGACGGAACUGCUAUGAAACGGCUUAUUAGCAGAUUAAUAGAUCAUUUCGGAAUGGGAUAUACAUCCCAUAUACUGGAUCAAAUAAAGACUCUGGGCUUCCAUCAAGCCACUACUACAUCGAUUUCUUUAGGAAUCGAGGAUCUUUUAACAAUACCCUCUAAAGGAUGGUUAGUCCAAGACGCGGAACAACAGAGUUUUCUUUUGGAGAAACACUAUUAUUAUGGAGCUAUACACGCGGUAGAAAAAUUACGCCAAUCCGUUGAGAUAUGGUAUGCUACAAGUGAAUAUUUGAAACAAGAAAUGAAUUCGAAUUUUCGAAUAACGGAUCCUUCUAAUCCAGUCUAUCUAAUGUCUUUUUCAGGAGCCAGAGGAAAUGCAUCUCAGGUACACCAAUUAGUAGGUAUGAGAGGGUUAAUGGCGGAUCCUCAAGGACAAAUGAUUGAUUUACCUAUUCAAAGCAAUUUACGCGAGGGACUUUCUUUGACAGAAUAUAUAAUUUCCUGCUACGGAGCCCGAAAAGGGGUUGUAGAUACUGCUGUACGAACAGCGGAUGCUGGCUAUCUUACACGUAGACUUGUUGAAGUAGUUCAACAUAUUAUUGUGCGUAGAAGAGAUUGUGGUACUAUCCAAGGUAUUUCUGUGAGUCCUCAAAAUGGGAUGACGGAAAAACUUUUUGUCCAAACACUAAUUGGUCGUGUAUUAGCAGACGAUAUAUAUAUUGGUUCACGAUGCAUUGCUUCUCGAAAUCAAGAUAUUGGAAUUGGAUUAGUCAAUCGAUUCAUAACUGCCUUUCGAGCACAACCGUUUCGAGCACAACCAAUAUAUAUUAGAACCCCCUUUACUUGCCGGAGCACAUCUUGGAUCUGUCAAUUAUGUUAUGGGCGGAGUCCCACUCAUGGGGAUCUGGUCGAAUUGGGGGAAGCUGUAGGUAUUAUUGCGGGUCAAUCAAUUGGGGAGCCGGGGACUCAAUUAACAUUAAGAACUUUUCAUACUGGUGGAGUAUUCACAGGGGGUACUGCCGACCUUAUACGAUCCCCCUCGAAUGGAAAAAUCCAAUUCAAUGAGGAUUUGGUUCACCCCACACGUACCCGUCAUGGGCAGCCUGCUUUUCUAUGCUAUAUAGACUUGCAUGUAACUAUUCAGAGUCAGGAUAUUCUACAUAGUGUGAAUAUUCCGUUAAAAAGCUUGAUUCUAGUGCAAAAUGAUCAAUAUGUAGAAUCUGAACAAGUAAUUGCGGAGAUUCGUGCCGGAACGUCCACUUUGCAUUUUAAAGAAAAGGUACAAAAGCAUAUUUAUUCCGAAUCAGACGGGGAAAUGCACUGGAGUACUGAUGUUUACCAUGCGCCCGAAUAUCAAUAUGGUAAUCUUCGUCGAUUACCAAAAACAAGCCAUUUAUGGAUAUUGUCAGUAAGUAUGUGCAGAUCCAGUAUAGCAUCUUUUUCGCUGCACAAGGAUCAAGAUCAAAUGAAUACUUAUUCUUUUUCUGUUGAUGGAAGAUAUAUCUUUGACUUCUCAAUGGCUAAUGAUCAAGUAAGCCAUAGACUGUUGGAUACUUUUGGUAAAAAAGAUAGAGAAAUUCUUGAUUAUUUAACGCCAGAUCGAAUCGUGUUCAACGGUCAUUGGAAUUGUUUCUAUCCUUCCAUUCUUCAAGAUAAUUCAGAUUUGUUGGCGAAAAAGCGAAGAAAUAGGCUCGUCGUUCCAUUACAAUAUCAUCAAGAACAAGAAAAAGAGCGAAUAUCCUGUUUGGGUAUUUCAAUGGAAAUACCCUUUAUGGGUGUUUUACGUAGAAAUACUAUUUUUGCUUAUUUUGACGAUCCACGAUACAGAAAAGAUAAAAGGGGUUCAGGAAUUGUUAAAUUUAGAUAUAGGACCCUGGAGGAAGAAUAUCGGACCCAAGAGGAAGAGUAUAGGACUCGAGAGGAAGAAUAUCGGACUCGAGAGGAAGACUCAGAAGACGAAUAUGAGAGCCCAGAGAACAAAUAUAGGACCCGAGAGGGAGAGGGCGAAUAUAAAAUCCUAGAAGACGAAUAUAGGACUCUAGAGGACGAAUAUGAAACCCUAGAAGAUGAAUAUGGGAUCCUAGAGGACGAAUAUAGGACUCUAGAGAAAGACUCAGAGGAAGAAUAUGGGAGCCUAGAGAACAAAUAUAGGACUCGAGAGGGAGAGGGCGAAUAUGAAAUCCUAGAGGAAGAAUCAGAAGAAGAAUAUGGGAGCUCUGAAGAUGGCUCAGAGAAGGAAUAUGGGACUUUAGAAGAAGACUCAGAAGAAGACUCAGAGGAAGACUCAGAAGACGAAUAUGGGAGCCCGGAGGAAGAUUCUAUCUUAAAAAAAGAGGGUUUUAUUGAGCAUCGAGGAACAAAAGAAUUUAGUCUAAAAUACCAAAAAGAAGUAGAUCGGUUUUUUUUCAUUCUUCAAGAACUGCAUAUCUUGCCGAGAUCCUCAUCCCUAAAGGUACUUGACAAUAGUAUUAUUGGAGUCGAUACACAACUCACAAAAAAUACAAGAAGUCGACUAGGUGGAUUGGUCCGAGUGAAGAGAAAAAAAAGCCAUACAGAACUCAAAAUCUUUUCCGGAGAUAUUCAUUUUCCUGAAGAGGCGGAUAAGAUAUUAGGUGGCAGUUUGAUACCACCAGAAAGAGAAAAAAAAGAUUCUAAGGAAUCAAAAAAAAGGAAAAAUUGGGUUUAUGUUCAACGGAAAAAAUUUCUCAAAAGCAAGGAAAAGUAUUUUGUUUCGGUUCGACCUGCAGUCGCAUAUGAAAUGGACGAAGGGAUAAAUUUAGCAACACUUUUCCCGCAGGAUCUCCUGCAAGAAGAGGAUAAUCUCCAACUUCGACUUGUCAAUUUUAUUUCUCAUGAAAAUAGCAAGUUAACUCAAAGAAUUUAUCACACGAAUAGUCAAUUCGUUCGAACUUGCUUAGUAGUGAAUUGGGAACAAGAAGAAAAAGAGGGAGCUCGUGCUUCUCUUGUUGAGGUAAAAACAAAUGAUCUAAUUCGCGAUUUCCUAAGAAUUGAGUUAGUCAAGUCUACUAUUUUGUAUACACGAAGAAGGUAUGAUAGGACAAGUGUAGGAUUGAUUCCCAAUAAUAGGUUAGAUCGCAACAAUACCAAUUCCUUUUAUUCCAAGGCGAAGAUUCAAUCACUUAGCCAACAUCAAGAAGUUAUUGGCACCUUGUUGAAUCGAAAUAAAGAAUAUCCAUCUUUGAUGAUUUUGUUGGCAUCCAACUGUUCUCGAAUUGGUUUAUUCAAGAAUUCUAAAUAUCCCAAUGCGGUAAAAGAAUCGAAUCCUAGAAUUCCUAUUCGAGAUAUUUUUGGGCUCUUAGGCGUUAUUGUACCUAGUAUAUCGAAUUUUUCUUCAUCUUACUAUUUAUUAACGCAUAAUCAGAUCUUGUUAAAAAAAUACUUGUUCCUUGACAAUUUGAAACAAACCUUACAAGUACUUCAAGGACUUAAAUACUCUUUAAUAGACGAAAAUAAAAGGAUUUCGAAUUUUGACAGUAACAUCAUGUUGGAGCCAUUCCAUUUGAAUUGGCACUUUCUCCAUCAUGACUCAUGGGAAGAGACAUUGGCAAUAAUUCACCUUGGACAAUUUAUUUGUGAAAAUUUAUGUCUAUUUAAAUUACACAUAAAAAAAUCUGGUCAAAUUUUCAUUGUUAAUAUGGACUCCUUUGUUCUAAGAGCAGCUAAGCCUUAUUUGGCCACUAUAGGAGCAACUGUUCAUGGUCAUUAUGGAAAAAUCCUUUACAAAGGAGAUAGGUUAGUUACGUUUAUAUAUGAAAAAUCGAGAUCCAGUGAUAUAACGCAAGGUCUUCCAAAAGUAGAACAAAUCUUCGAAGCGCGUUCAAUUGAUUCACUAUCGCCGAAUCUCGAAAGGAGAAUUGAGGAUUGGAAUGAACGUAUACCAAGAAUUCUUGGGGUUCCCUGGGGAUUCUUGAUUGGAGCUGAGCUAACCAUAGCCCAAAGUCGUAUCUCUUUGGUUAAUAAGAUCCAAAAGGUUUAUCGAUCCCAAGGGGUACAGAUCCAUAAUAGACAUAUAGAGAUUAUUAUACGCCAAGUAACAUCAAAAGUAAGGGUUUCCGAAGAUGGAAUGUCUAAUGUUUUUUUACCUGGGGAAUUAAUAGGACUAUUGCGAGCGGAACGAGCAGGGCGGGCUUUAGAUGAAUCGAUCUAUUAUCGGGCAAUCUUAUUGGGAAUAACAAGGGCUUCCCUGAAUACCCAAAGUUUCAUAUCUGAAGCAAGUUUUCAAGAAACUGCUCGAGUUUUAGCAAAAGCUGCCCUACGAGGUCGUAUUGAUUGGUUGAAAGGUCUGAAAGAAAACGUAGUUCUGGGGGGGAUUAUACCUGUUGGUACCGGAUUCCAAAAAUUUGUGCAUCGUUCCCCACAAGACAAGAACCUUUAUUUAGAAAUUCAAAAAAAAAAUCUAUUCGCGUCGGAAAUGAGAGAUAUUUUGUUUCUCCAUACAGAAUUAGUUUCUUCUGAUUCUGACGUAACAAACAAUUUCUAUGAAACAUCAGAGACCCCGUUUACCCCUAUUUAUACGAUUUAAGUAUACAUAAAGCAAUUUUUUUUACUUUAAUUUAAACUAUACUUUUGACCUUAGAAUGCUAACAGGUCUGAUUUUCGAUUUUGUACUUAAAUUUAAAUUGUAUUUUAAUAAGUAAAAGAAGUCAGUUAAUUCAUUAAGGCUAUGUUUAUACCGUGUAUCAAUGGUCAAGAAGGUUCCAUUGGAACAAUUAUUAUUUAUUUCAAGCUAUUUCGGCUCUUUCUUAAUCUUCAAAAAGAAAUGAAUUCCGUAAUGGUAACACGAAAAAAGAAAAAAAAAGGAAGUGUGGAAAAAAUGACAAGAAGAUAUUGGAACAUCAAUUUGAAAGAGAUGAUAGAAGCGGGAGUUCAUUUUGGUCAUGGUAUUAAGAAAUGGAAUCCCAAAAUGGCCCCUUACAUCUCGGCAAAGCGUAAAGGUACUCAUAUUACAAAUCUUGCUAGAACAGCUCGUUUUUUAUCAGAAGCUUGUGAUUUAGUUUUUGAUGCAGCAAGUCAGGGAAAAAGCUUCUUAAUUGUUGGUACCAAAAAAAGAGCAGCGGAUUUAGUAGCAUCAGCUGCAAUAAGGUCUCGUUGUCAUUAUGUUAAUAAAAAGUGGUUCAGCGGUAUGUUAACGAAUUGGUCGAUUACCAAAACUAGACUUUCUCAAUUUAGAGACUUAAGAGCAGAAGAAAAAAUGGGAAAAUUCCACCAUCUCCCAAAAAGAGAUGCGGCAAUCUUAAAGAGAAAAUUAUCUACCUUGCAAAGAUAUCUCGGCGGGAUCAAAUAUAUGACGAGGUUGCCUGACAUUGUGAUCGUCCUUGAUCAGCAAAAAGAGUAUAUAGCUCUUCAGGAAUGUGCCAUUUUGGGGAUUCCUACUAUUUCUUUAGUCGAUACAAAUUGUGACCCAGAUCUUGCGAAUAUAUCGAUUCCUGCCAACGAUGACACUAUGACUUCAAUUCGAUUAAUUCUUAACAAAUUAGUAUUUGCAAUUUCUGAGGGCCGUUCUCUCUAUAUAAGAAAUCGUUGAUUAAGAAGAAUAGUGAAUUCUUGAGCAACUGCGUAGAUUUAUAGGAUUAAUUACUAUUCUUUUUUGUUUUGCAUAGAUAAAAGAAGGGAAAUAUUGAUAUAUAUUAGAGGGUAUUGAUAUAUAUUAUGAUCUGAUGUGAUUUCUUGGUAUAUUAAAUAUAAGAUUAAUACUUCAAGUUGCUGAGUUGAGAAAGAGAUGCUUGAAUCAAAAGAAUUCCUUUUUUGAAGUUCAAUUUUUAUCAGAGGACAAUAUGAAUAUUACACCAUGUUCCAUUAAAACACUCAAGGGGUUAUAUGAUAUAUCGGGUGUAGAAGUAGGGCAACACUUCUAUUGGCAAAUAGGAGGUUUCCAAAUUCAUGCCCAAGUACUCAUCACUUCUUGGGUCGUAAUUACUAUUUUGCUAGGUUCAGUUAUCAUAGCUGUUCGGAAUCCACAAACCAUCCCGACCGAUGGUCAGAAUUUCUUCGAAUAUGUCCUUGAGUUUAUUCGAGACUUGAGCAAAACUCAGAUUGGAGAAGAAUAUGGUCCCUGGGUUCCCUUUAUUGGAACUAUGUUCCUUUUUAUUUUUGUUUCGAAUUGGUCAGGUGCUCUUUUACCUUGGAAAAUUAUAGAGUUACCCCAUGGGGAAUUAGCAGCGCCCACGAAUGAUAUAAAUACUACUGUUGCUUUAGCUUUACUAACAUCAGCGGCAUAUUUUUAUGCGGGUCUUAGCAAAAAAGGAUUGAGUUAUUUCGAAAAAUAUAUUAAACCAACCCCAAUCCUUUUACCUAUUAACAUCCUAGAAGAUUUCACAAAACCAUUAUCACUUAGUUUUCGACUUUUCGGAAAUAUAUUGGCGGAUGAAUUAGUCGUUGUUGUUCUUGUUUCUUUAGUCCCCUUAGUAGUCCCUAUACCGGUCAUGUUUCUUGGAUUAUUUACAAGCGGUAUUCAAGCUCUUAUUUUUGCAACGUUAGCCGCAGCCUAUAUAGGUGAAUCCAUGGAAGGUCAUCAUUGAAUUAACUAGUUUUUGAAAUAGUCUUUCUUUUUUUAGCUUAGCCCAAUUCAUGCAUGAUUCCGGAUAAUCCUCUUAGUUGGAAAACUAAAUAGUUCGAAAGGCGUAUGAAUAUACAACCUAGAGUUGUAGGAGAGAGAAUAGACUAUAUUAUGGAAGAGGUAAAGUAUAUAUGCAUUCAGGGGGGCCAAGUCAGGUUAGAUCUAUAUCUUUAAUGCCUAUAAGACAGUCAUCUUUUGUGUGGCUUUCUAAAGAAUGAUUUUAGAAUCGGAUUCAAUAGAAAAUGAGAAAAUAGGCAAACAAAAUAGAAGAAACAAAUGUAUAUGGGAUUUUUUUUAUUCCUAAGUUAGAUUCAUUAUCUAAUCCGAUAUAUAGAAUUCCCUUCUAUAUGGAACUGGAUUCCAUAUCUAGUUCUAUGCAGCAUAUUGUUAUCAAUUGUAUAUCUUGAUUUGAUUCCUAUUGGAUUUGGAUUAGUUCGAUUUCAAUAGGGGUUCUUCCUGUAUUUCGUCUUUUAUUAUGUUAGAUGAAGGGGAAAAAAUGGGAACUCAAAGAUAUCGAAGAGUAAAAAAAAGGAUGGAAUAAAAGAGUGAUUGGUUGAAAAGAAAGAGAAAUAGAAUAAUGAGAAUCAUAUGGAUUUACACAAACCUCUAAUGAUUAGAAACUAAAAACGAGAUCUCGAAGUAAUUCGAACGAUUUCGAUUAUCAUUUAUUUGUACUUAUUAGUUACUUCUACCCGAUAGAGCUUAGAAGUUGGAAGUAAUAAUUUCUUGGUUGAUUGUAUCCUUAACCAUUUCUUUUUUUUUGACACGAGGAACUCAUCAUGAAUCCACUAAUUGCUGCUGCUUCCGUUAUUGCUGCUGGAUUGGCCGUAGGGCUUGCUUCUAUUGGGCCCGGAGUUGGUCAAGGUACUGCUGCAGGACAAGCUGUAGAAGGUAUUGCGAGACAGCCAGAAGCAGAAGGUAAAAUAAGAGGUACUUUAUUGCUUAGUCUAGCUUUUAUGGAAGCUUUAACAAUUUAUGGACUGGUUGUGGCACUAGCGCUUUUAUUUGCGAACCCUUUUGUUUAAUCCUAAAAAAGAAAAUGAGUCCUUUAGAUUAGAUACUUUUUUCUUUUUUUAGUACAUUGGCAUUUGCUUAUGUAAUUCUAAGUAUAUCAAUACUUUACUUUACUCCUAUUUAUUAUAUUAUUUCUUUUUUAUAUUAUUCCGGAAAUUUUGUAUUUAUCGGGACAGACAAUACCCUAGGAACCCCAAGAAGGGCUGAUUUGAGCAUGAUCAAUUUAGAGGAUAUGCUCGCCCUCUUCCUUCCCGUCCUUAGUUUAGGACAGUGGAAAGUAUUUUUCCUUUUAUUUUAGGAAUUUUGGGAACAUUUCAACAAAGGAGAUCUUUCACAGGUCAAACGAGACCUAAGACUUAAUCUAAAAGAAAUUAUUAGAUUGAAUCUAUUUGCAUUAAAAAAACCGAUCAAAAAAGGACGAGCGAAGUAAGUAAUCGAAAAACUUUCUUCUUUGUUCGUCCUAUCUAUAAGAGGAGAGCAUAUGAAAAAUGUAACCCAUUCUUUUGUUUUUUUAGCUCACUGGCCAUUCGCUGGGAGUUUCGGGCUUAAUACCGAUAUUUUAGCAACAAAUCUAAUAAAUCUAACUGUAGUGGUUGGUGUAUUGAUUUUUUUUGGAAAGGGAGUGUGUGCGAGUUGUCUAUUUCAAGAAUAGAUUGGAUCUAUCCGGCUGCACUUUAGAAUAUUUUUAGUAUUUUUUUUGAUAAAUAAGAAAAGGUGCACGAUCUCGACGAAUUACUUCUGAAUAACUUCAGAAAUCAUAUGGAAGAACCAUAGCAUUUCGCGAUUCAUUGGUAAAUUUACUUUGAUUCUCUAUAGACCAAUAAUGUGAGACCAUUAACACGGUUAAAGCUAAACUGCUUGAAGUCCGGGCAAAAAGGGGUACUCUUUCUACAACUACAUUAGUAUUAGUCUCGAAAUGCUUUAAACGGGAAAUAGCUAGUGUAGAAUUUAUCUGAUAUAGAACACUCAUAUCGAUAAAAUAGUUUGAACUAUUUACUAGAAGGGCACGCAGCCCUUUUUCCAAUGCCAAAUCGACGACCUAUGUAUAAAAAA